CGUUGGUCUCAUGGUCUGUGGUCAGUUCUAGUCGCGCGCAUCUCUCUCGCGCCGAGUUACUUCCGUUUUAAAUAUAGAACGUUAUCUUUUAUUUAAAAUAUUUUUUAUACGAACCAUAGCGAAACUCUUUUUUAAUCGCCUUCUUAUUAACACUUCAGUGAAUCGUGUUUGGAGCUCUCGCCAAUUAUUUUUUUUUUAUCAGUGUUAUUUUUUCUAGUUACCUACGAAUAAAAUACAACGUCAAUAUAAUUGCCGGUAUUAAUAUAAGUAGUAAUAAGUGUCUGCUUAUAUUGUUAGUGAAAUUUUAAUUAAUAAGAAAAAAAAUUACGGCUUAAAUCAGAAGUAACAAAUUGGAACUCAAGCGUUUAAUUUUAUAAAUUGCAAACAAAAACAACUGAACAAAAAUUCGUUACAUUUGUGUAUUUCAAUACAGUGUCUUCAUUAUUAAAAGUAAAUUUGUGUUAAAAUAUAAAAAUAAAGACAAUGUACGGAGUGUUAUAAUAUUUAUCAUAAGAUAAGUGAAAAAGUUUCAAAACAAUAUCGAAAUGAGGUGGAUUAUCAUUUUGUUUUUAAUACCUGCACAGACGCAGUUCUUGGGAGCGCCGCAAAAUGUUGCGAGUUCGCCAUGCACAGACAGGAACCACAUAUUCCUGGCUCCCGGGGUGCUGACGGCGGGCGGCAGCAGCAGAGCCUGCGUCUCCCGGUUCCACGUGGACGGCCCGGCGCGGCUCCUCCUCACCCUACUCACUGAUGACGGAACCGUCACUGCAUCCAGGGAUUUAGCACCUGGUGACGGAGGCUGCCUGGAUAUUUCGGUGCCUUUGAAACCUAACACUAGAGCUGAACUUAAUGUUAACAUACGGUAUCCGGAAGCAAACUGCGCGUGGGAGCGCCGCGUACCAGUACGCAUAGCCAGCGGGCGAGUGGUGGUGGUGCACACGGAGCGGGGACGUUACCGGCCGGGGGACACGGUUCGAUUCCGGGCCGUGGCGUUUAAGGCUGACCUCUCGCCUGCGCAUACCAAUAUCGAGGAGGUCUGGCUAGAAGGCCCCCGAGGCGCCUGGGACGGGGUGAAGACGGCGCAGUGGCAGCGAGUGAGGACCAGGCUGGGGCUGGCGCAGCUGCAGCAUCAGCUGGAUGAACUGGCACCGCCCGGCAAGUGGACCAUCAGGGCUCGACUGGCAGAUGGCGCCCAGGGCUCCACCUCGUUCUCAGUAGGCAACUACGAGCUGCCGCCCUUCCAGCUGACGGUGCGGCACGCGCCCGUGGUGCUGAGGAGCAGCGAGCGGCUGGUGUGGACUGUCUGCGUCAGAUACCCGUGGUCGGAGGCGGUGGAGGGCAUGCUGGUGAUCCGGCUACGCGGCGCGGGGGGCGCGGGGGGCGCGGGCGCCGGCGUCCGCACCGCCGUCCGGCUGCGCGCGCCCAAGGCCUGCCACCGGCACGCCGCCGCCACCAAGCGCAUCGGCCUGUCCGGCGCCGCGCCGCCCGACGUCAUCGUGGCCGACUUCUCCUUCCAGGAGGAUGGAACCCACCUGUGGCAGAACACAACAGUGAUCUCACAAGUGGUGGACGAGCCCGUCAAAAUAGAGUUCCUCACGAAACAUCGCGCCGUCAUAUCGCCCGGACUACCGUACAAGAUUAAAGUGAAGGCAUCUCGCUGGGACGACAAGCCAGCGGUCAACGAAAGAGUGACCGUGUGUCGCGCGCCGGCCGCGUCCGCUGAACCUGCAGCCUUCAACGCCACCACAGCCCCCUGCAUGGACGCCGUCACAGACGCCAAGGGCAUCGGCAGGGUCAUGUUCACCGCUGAUGAUGACGGGAAACCUUACUAUCAUUUUCAAGCGCGUUUGCACAACGCCACAGCUCACCUAGUAGCGCGGUGCUCGGCCUCGCUCGGACGCGCCGCGCUGGGCGCCCUGCGCACUGACGAGCGCGCGCGGACGCUGCUGCCGGUCUACCUCAACCUGGGCCACCUCACCACGCCUCUCACGGUGCACUUUGUGGUAAUCACCCGAGGCGGUGUCAUCUACCGCUGGGGCGCCACCACCCAAUGCCCCAUCACCAGCGUCACAGACCAAAUCCAAACCACCGACCGGAACAGUAUUUGUUCGAACAGAAACUUCGGGAAACUUGGAAUACCCAACAAGAUGCUGGAAGGCAGGAACUCUUCUGAGCUGGAUAGCCUUCUGGACAGGCAUUUGUCCAAGGUGAUGUUGCCGAUCAAAGUCAGCCACCAGAUGUGUCCGGACAGCCACUUGAUCGCGUACUUCUACCAUAACGACGAGCUGGUCACCGCGAGCAAACACUUCGAGAUGGACGAGUGCUUUGCCAAUAAGGUAGAAGUGUCCUGGACAGCCCGUCAAACGCUCCCCGGGUCAGUAGCGUCGCUGCAGAUCUCCACGCCGGGCCCGGCUCUGUGCGCGCUCACGGUGCUGGACACGGCGGCCCGGUGGCUGCAGCCGCCCGACAGCGUGCGCCGCCUGCUCAUGGCGGGGCUGCGGCGCAUGCUGGACGGCCACAGGAACUUGACGGAGCAUGACGCCGCCGGGAGCUGCUUCCUCACGUCCGAUGCCCCCGAGUUGCCCUCGUCCAGCAUCGCGCUGAUGAGCAGCUGGCUGGCGGCAGCAGGGGUACGGUUGCUGGGCGGAGGCAGUUCACCGGCGCCCUGCAGCACUGCGCCAGCACACUUGAUGGCUGAUGAUGCACACGUUCCAAGGAGUGACUUCUCUGAGUCUUGGCUGUGGCGGCUGGCGGCGGUGGGCGCCAACGGCUCAGCGCUGGUGUCCGCGCGCGCGCCCGACUCUAUCAGCAGGUUCGAGGCCUCCGCCUUCUGCCUCGCUAAGAACGGCGUCUCGGUAUCCCAGCCUGCUGUUCUACAGGUGUUCCGCGAGUUCUUCAUCCACGCGGACGGUCCGCGGCGCCUGCGGCGCGGGGACUCCACCGUGGUGCCGUAUCGCAUCUUCAACUAUCUGUACCAAGCCCUCAGUAUUAAAGUACAAACCUUAACGGACAAUCUGCUAAGCGGUCCAACCAACGUAGAGACUGUCUGCAUCCAGCCGCGCUCGUCUGUCGCCAGACGUCUGGAAGUGUCCGCCAGACAGACUGGCAGCGCAAGGCUUCGCAUCAAAGCUUUUACAGCCAAAGACCAGCGCUGCUCCAACCACACUGCUGGCAAGAAUGUCAGUGACGAAGUAGUAAUUCGGAUCGACGUGGAGGCGGAAGGCGUGCCCACACAGGAGUACAAGUCAGCUAUGUUAUGUGCCAAAGAUAGUUUUAGGCUAACAAACGCACCAGUAGUAUGGAAAUGGUCUCAAGUGAAGCCGGUGCAGGGAACCGAAUCUGUGACCGUUUGGGCCACUGGCAACACUAUUGCGCCAUUGCUAGCUGACGCUGAUGCCCUGGUGCAGCUGCCCAGAGGUUGCGGCGAGCAAAACAUGGCGCGCCUGGCCACCAACCUGCUGGCGCUGGGUUACCUGGAGCCGACCUCCACCGCCGCCAUGGUCGCCAAGGAUCAUGUCGCUAGAGGGUUCACCCGCCAACUGCAGUACGCGCACCCAGCCGGCGGGUUCAGCGCGUUCGGCGCGGCGGACGGCGGCGCGUCCACGUGGCUCACGGCCUUCUGCGUGCGAUACUUGCGGAGAGCGCACCGGGUUAUUUCUGGUGACGCCCCGGUCCCUCCGGCAAUUUUGCACGCGGAGCGAUGGCUGAGAGCUCAACAAAUGGAAAACGGCUGCUUCAGAAAUGAGGGCCACGUAUUCCAUCAUGAACUUAAGGGAGGGCUGGAUGAAGACGGGAAGAUAUCAAUCGUGGCCCUGACAGCAUACGUAGUUACUUCACUCCUAGAAACGCCUAACUUUUCGACAAAACUCGUAAAAAGCUCCCUCUCAUGCCUCCGAGCUUUACCACCCCCUAAAACCAAGUCCAAAACCAAUCCUUCAAGAGUCUACGCUCAAUCCCUCAUAACCUAUUCCCUCAUGAGGUUGAGGAGAUAUGAAGGAGAGUCGAGGAGUACAAAUGAGGCCAUCAGCUUAAAUAGUAGCGGUGAUGCUGGUCUGAAGCAAGAUGAGGAGUUGAGGGAACUGGUGGAAUUGCUUAGGAUGGCCAGGAGAACUGAGGAUUACGUUUGGUGGGAAACUGGUAACCUGGCCACGUCGACGGAAGCGACAGGGUACGCGCUGCUGGCGCUUUCAGAGUGCCCGCCAGCCCUGCGCGACAACUGCGCGGCCGACGUGGCGGGCGCCGCGCGCUGGCUCGCCACUCACAGGAACGCGGCUGGCGGGUUCAGCUCCACCCAGGAUACCCUAGUUGCCCUGGAAGGUCUCUCCCGCUGGAGCGCCUUGCUGCCCUCCGACACCAACGUGACGGUCAGCAUCAGCAGCGGGGGGCACCGGAGACAGUUCCUCGUCAGCUCGACGGACAAGCUGCCGGAAUUAGCCAAGAUGCCUGUGGACGAUCAACUGAAAAUCACUGUUGAGGGCAGAGGGUGCGCGCUGGUGCAGGCGACGCGCUCCUACAACACCCUGCCCCGGGAUGCGCUACAACGGCCCCUGUCGGUGCAGGUGCGCGCCACCACGGACGGGCCCUUCCACUGCGACAACAACACCGUCUGCUUCUGCGCUGCCACUGUCGAGGCGUGCGUGUCGUGGGUGGGCGCCUUCCCCGAGAUGGCGCUGCUGGAGGUGGCGCUGCCCGGCGGGUUCGGCGCCGACGCGGCCUCGCUGUACGCGCAGCUGCAACCGAACGACACGCUACUCCGUCGCAUAGAACUAUCCCCUAACAGCGGUAAAGCGACACUGUACCUCGGCUCACGUGACGGAAGCGACACGAUAUCUCGCGCCGGCCACCAGUGCUACAAGAUUCACGCAGUGGGCCCCAAGGCGAGAACCAAACCUGCUCACGCCAAAGUUCUGGACUAUUACCGACCUCAUAUUAAGAAUACACAAAUGUACACAAUAUCUGAAGACUGUCCAUCCCGAAUAGUCGACGAUACCAACAACUAUCAUGCAUCAGACAAUCUCUUCAACAGAGCCAAGUCUUUAACAGACAGUGAAGAGAUACUUAUAACAGAUGAAUUCUCCUUUGAAGACAUACCUGAAGGUAUUACACUUGAGGAACCGUUGUACGAUAAUUUAACCAAAAGAAACAAAAAUCAGAAUGCAAAACAUUCAAACGAUCAGUUACCAACAGAAAAUAAUGCGAAGAACAUAAAAAGUACUAAUAAACUCUACACAAAUGUACAAAAUAAUACAAAAAUAAAUCAAAUAAGGGACGAAAAUGAAAUUAUAAUUGAAAAUGUUAAUGUUUCAAAUGUCAGUACAUUAGUCAAUAAUCACGAAAUAUAUUACAAAAUCACUGAAGAUAAAAAAAAGAACGGCGUCACAGAAGCUGAGACUGACUUAAGUGUAAAUGUGAACGUUGAGAAUAACACUCCAAAAGUUAAUGAAUAUGUAAAUAGUGCGACAAGUAAAAAAGAACUAAAUAAUCAAGUUUAUUUUAAUAAAGAUAUAGAAAGUGGUAUAAGCUUAAAUGAAACUAUGAAAGAUGAAAAUGAAAUACCAAAAGAAAAUCAAGCAACUAUAAAUGUCCUUACACAUGAUGACAGUAAUCCUGAAACAGAGUACAAAAUCAAUGGAGAUAGCAAAUUGAAUAAUGUUAAGCAAUUUCAAAAUGUAAUUAUUCAAGAAAUAAAUAGCAGUAUGGACAUAGAUAAAUCUAAGAUUUAUAAUGAAGUUAUUCGUGAUACUUCAAAUGUUGAGAGUUACAAUAAUCACGAGGAUACAUUUAAAGUGCACAAUACUGAAGAAAAACUAGCGGUCGACAACCCUUCGCUGACGAGUUUCCAUGUCAUAGAUUCAGACAAAGACCUUGACGUGCCGACGGGUUACGAAGGACCUAUUCCUGCAAUAGUGUUGCCACCAAAGAAUUUUGUACCUCCACCAGAAAUAGUUCCGCCAAUAAACCCGCAUUCGACUUGGAGAAGAUUUCCUGAAGUUCCCUACAGCCCAUACUACCAACCGGUUUACUAUAAGCAAAACUAUUAUUUUAAUAACUAUAAACCAGUGUUGCCACUUUAUAAAUGAUGUUAUCUCACUUUAUGAUUAGUUGUGUAAAUAAAUAAAACGUGUAAUUAUAAAGGUCAAAAUAUAAAUGACGCAUUUAUAUUGUUUAAGAUGUUAACAGAUUUAUUACUGAGUAUCAGUUAAAUAUCUAGAUAUAUUUUUAGUAUUUAUUAAUGUAAAUGAGAAUGAAUAAUACAAGACUGAUAAGCUUUUACAUUACAUGGAAUUUAUUAUGAAUAUUAAUAAAAAUUGAAAUUCUAUUUUUAACUUGUCCUGGCUUUCGUCACUAGAUGAUGGUCGGCCUGAUUUAAAAUAGUAUUUUGUUUAUACAGAAAUAAUAAUUAGGUUAAUUAUUAAGGCAGCUAUAAAAUAGGCUGUGAAGUUAUUAGGUUAUUUAAUUUAAUAAAAAUAUAUGAAUUUACCGUU
Molecule: messenger RNA, 6485 nt
Organism: Bicyclus anynana (squinting bush brown)
Lineage: Eukaryota; Metazoa; Arthropoda; Insecta; Lepidoptera; Nymphalidae
Product: alpha-1-macroglobulin
Exons: 29
Coding region: 546-6080 (1844 amino acids)
Cellular component (GO): extracellular region
Molecular function (GO): endopeptidase inhibitor activity
Source: RefSeq, a predicted model, not a curated record